This is a messenger RNA of Cavia porcellus (domestic guinea pig), 5850 nucleotides long. It is a transcript of the gene Usp36, whose product is annotated as ubiquitin specific peptidase 36. The record is from RefSeq and is a predicted model, not a curated record. NCBI's taxonomy places the organism in Eukaryota, Metazoa, Chordata, Mammalia, Rodentia, Caviidae. The transcript is spliced from 21 exons. Bases 438 to 3761 code for a protein of 1107 amino acids. Gene Ontology annotation, cellular component: nucleus; cytosol. Gene Ontology annotation, biological process: protein deubiquitination; regulation of apoptotic process. Gene Ontology annotation, molecular function: cysteine-type deubiquitinase activity.
CGCGCGUCCAUCGGGGUCCGGAGGGAAUCCCAUAGAAAGCAAAGGGAUACGUCGUUCUUGAGGAGCUCGGAGUGCGGAGCCCCGGGAGGGUGCGAGGCCGCGCCGUCCUCACAGGAGUCGGGGCUGCCCCAGAGCAGGGAGCUGCGCUGCCCGCUGAGAAGGUCACAGUUCCUGCACCACACCCAUGAGAUGAGUCUUCAGCAACACCUGCAAGAGUUUUCCAGGUGAUGGUCUCGAUGCUCCUCCCACAGGUGAACUACCCAUUCUGGACACUGCACUUAGGGGCACCCGCUGAUUGAACAGGCCGAAGUCCAGGAGCAGGUGAAUUCCAGGACCCAGAGGAGAUUUGCUGGAGCAGAGAUCAGUUCCUUAAGAACCUGGUCCCUUGCUUCAGAGGGAAGCAGCAAGCCACUUUUUGCAUACCUCAGGCAUGCACAAUGCCGAUAGUUGAUAAGUUGAAGGAGGCCCUAAAACCUGGCCGCAAGGACUCAGCCGAGGAUUCAGAGCUGGGGAAGCUCCUGGCUGCCUCGGCCAAGAAGGUCCUCUUACAGAAGAUUGAGUUCGAGCCAGCCAGCAAGAGCUUCUCUUACCAGCUGGAGUCCUUGAAGAGCAAAUAUGUGUUGCUGAACCCCAAGACUGAGGGAGCCAGUCGCCCUAAGAGUGGAAAUGAGCCACAGGCCAAGAGACAAGGCAGUGAGCGCUUCUCUGGAAGCAGCAGUGAUGGCGUCCCAGCACCGCAGAAAGUGCUCUUUCCCACAGAGCAGCUGUCUUUGAGGUGGGAGCGUGUUUUCCGAGUUGGCGCAGGGCUGCACAACCUGGGCAACACCUGUUUCUUGAAUGCCACAGUACAGUGCCUGACCUACACGCCACCACUGGCCAACUACCUGCUCUCCCGGGAACACGCAAGGAGCUGUCACCAGGGGAGCUUUUGCAUGCUGUGCGUCAUGCAGAACCACAUCGUCCAGGCCUUUGCCAACAGUGGUAAUGCUAUCAAGCCCAUCUCCUUCAUCCGAGACCUAAAAAAGAUUGCCCGCCACUUCCGCUUUGGGAACCAAGAGGAUGCUCACGAGUUUCUCCGGUACACCAUCGAUGCCAUGCAGAAGGCCUGCCUGAAUGGCUAUGCCAAGUUGGACCGUCAGACACAGGCGACCACCUUGGUGCAUCAGAUUUUUGGAGGCUAUCUCAGAUCACGAGUGAAGUGCUCCGUGUGCAAGAGUGUCUCAGACACCUACGACCCCUACCUGGAUGUGGCACUAGAGAUUCGGCAAGCUACAAAUAUUGUGCGUGCUCUGGAACUUUUUGUGAAACCAGAUGUCCUGAGUGGAGAGAAUGCCUAUAUGUGUGCCAAAUGCAGGAAGAAGGUUCCAGCCAGCAAGCGCUUCACCAUCCAUAGGACGUCCAAUGUCUUAACCCUUUCUCUCAAGCGCUUUGCCAACCUUAGUGGGGGGAAGAUCACCAAGGAUGUAGGCUAUCCGGAAUUCCUGAACAUCCGUCCAUAUAUGUCCCAGAGUAAUGGCGACCCUGUCAUGUAUGGACUAUACGCCGUGCUAGUGCACUCAGGCUACAGCUGCCAUGCUGGGCACUACUACUGCUACGUGAAGGCAAGCAACGGACAGUGGUACCAGAUGAACGACUCCCUGGUUCACGCCAGCAAUGUCAAGGUGGUUCUGAACCAGCAGGCCUACGUGCUUUUCUACCUGCGAAUUCCAGGCUCUAAGAAGAGUCCAGAGGGCCUCAUCUCCAGGGCCAGCUCUACCCUUCCAAGCCGCCAGAGUGUGGUUCCAGAUCACACCAAGAAGAGUGCUGGCAACGGGGUCACUUCCUUGCCCACAACUGCAAAGCUGCAAGGCCCUGUUCCCAUGAGGAAGCCACAGGCUCCUGAGGAGAUUGGUGUGCCUGUUUCCAGGAGCAGCUCCCUGCCAGGCCCAAAGUUACAGAAUGGAUAUGUGCCUACGAAAUCCCCCUUGGGGUCCCCUACCCCCAGACUGGCCCAUACACCCACACACAUGCCAGCCCUCCUGGAUGAGAAUGGAAAGAAAGCCAAGAAGCAGGUCCCCUCGCAGCACUGCUCGCUUCCCCUCCGGACUUCUCCGAGUACCAGUGAACCUGGGAGCCGACGACGGGGCUCCUGGGACAGCGGGGACACUGUCGUCUCUACCUCACCAAAGCUCCUGGCUGGGGCCCCUGCCAAUGGGCACGGGUUGAAGGGGGAAGACAAGAGUGCAGACCUGGAGAAGGGGACUUCCAGCAGCUCCAGCCCAGAGCACUCUUCUGGCAGCAGCCCUGAGGUCCUGCAGGCUCCUGAGGGCAGAGUGACCUGUGUCAGUGAUUCUCAGGGAACAAACAGCCCCACUGCUGGUCUCUCCAAAGCGCUGCCUAAUGGGUUGAAUUCUAAGAUGGUGAAGCUCAAGUCUCCUGUCCUGGGCAGCACUGCCAUCGAACACAUGAGCCUCAUGUCCCCGCCACCAGCCAAGAAACUGGCCCUGUCUGCCAAGAAGGCCAGCACCCUGCGGAGGGCGACCGGCAAUGACCUCCGUUCACCUUCCCCCUCACCACUCUCCGAUCUCACCUACCCCAUGACAGUCACUCACCCCGUCGUUGCCUCCACUUGGCCUGUCAGUAAAUCCAGGGCUCUGUCACCUGCUCCCCAAUCAUCCAGCUGUCCCAAGCCUCCUGUCAGCACCCCCUCUGCAUCACUGUCCAGUAGUAUCCCCCAAGCCCCAUGGACAUCAGAGCCACAGAGCUGCUCUUCCACCCGGACUGCCAUGGCUCAGGUCAAUGGGAACUUGAUGUCCCCUUCAUACCAGCCGCUGGAGGCUAGCGAGGCCUCUUGGAGCCCCUCCAGGAAGAGGCACAGGAGCCCAGUGGGAAAGCCUCAGAUGCUUGGCCCAGAAGCCUGUGUCUCACAGCUUCUGGGCGGGGCAGCUGCAGUGCCUCGAAAGAAGAGGAAGAAGAAGAAGAGGAAGGGCCCAGAGGGCAUGGCCAUGGCCAUUCCUCAGGAGCAGAGGCAAGGGUCACCUUGGAGCCCCAAGAGCAAAAAGAAGGGACUGUCGGGGCUGCCAGCUCACCCACGGGAGGAAGGAGACACCCAGCCCCAGGAGGACAGCCAGCCUGUGAGCAGCAGGAAGAGGAAGAGGAGGGCAGCAGAGGGACUCUGUGAAGAAGCUGGCCUUCUCCAGGGCCCACCGUGGCACAGCAGCUGCACCUCCAAGGGCCACGGACAACAUGAGGACAAGGCAGAGUCUCCGAGGAAAAAGAAAAGGAAGAAAAGAAGGCCUGAGGCACAGCAGGAGGAAGAAGAAAACCAACAUCCCGAAGACCCAAGGAGCACAAAGCCCAGCGUCACCACGGGCUCGGAGUUGAGUGUGAACAGCCAGCUUCCUGGGGACCGCCCAGCUACUCUGCUUACAGGGCUAGGACAGGCUCCUCUUGGACCGUGGAACAGGGAGCGAGAGCCUGAUGUGGUCCAGGAGCUGCUCAAAUACUCGUCGGAUAAGGCGUAUGGGAGACAAGUUCUGACUUGGGAUGGGGAACUGUCUGCGGUCAGCCGCGAUGCCAUGGAGGACAGCAGACUGGCCCGGACGCAGACAGUGGUUGACGAGUGGGACGAAGAGUUUGAUCGUGGCAAGGAAAAGAAAAUGAAAAAAUUUAAGAAGGAGAAGAAGAGAAACUUCAAUGCCUUCCAGAAGCUUCAGAGUAGACGAAACUUUUGGUCUGUGACUCAUCCAGCUAAGGCCACCAGCCUCAGCUACCGCCGGUGAACUUGGUGUCACAAUAGGAGGACCAGCGUGCCUGUUCCACAGCCUCCUCGAGCUGUCACUUCCUGGGAACCCUUGUCUGGAUCUGAGGAGUGGCCUUAUGCAGACUCAACUGCCUUGCCACCUCUGGGGCUCUGCCAUGAGCCUGCCAUGUUGGGGGCUCCCAUGUCACUGUAGACAGCCUGGCGUGGAGGCUUUGGGGACAUUCACAAGGAGCUCCACAGGAACCUCACCAGGCGAUGUCCAGCGGAGCAGACAACAACCCGGAACGUUUGGAAGGGGCCAGCAUCCUUGUGGUCAUGGGCAGUAGUCUGAGCAGGCAAAGCCAUCUGCUCCUGUCUGGGACUGAAAGUGGGGACAGGACAGUGCAUCUCCAGUGCGUCAUGUGCCCAGGAUGGCAGGCAUGCAGUUGGAGGCUCUUCCUGGCAAGCCACCCCUUCCUCCCGAGCCCAGCACUGCCCUGUCCCAUGCCCUGCCCUCCUGGUUCCCUCCGUGGGACCUGUGUCUGUAUGCCUUACUAGCCAUCUUGAAAUGGGAAGAGCUGGUGCCCACCUGCACUGCCGCCUCUGCCAUUCUGGGAAAGGCAGGUAGCACUUCCAGCAGUCAGAGACUGGAGCCUUCUGGGUAGGGGAACUCUUGAAUUAUGUGCCGGUGCAUCUGCUUCUCAGGCUGCUGUCUGUCCAGGGUGGCUUUGCCAUAGCUUCCUUCCCAGCUGCAAUAACCCAUGGGUCUCUAAUGGAGGGAUGUAGGGAUGAAUUCUCCGUUAUUUUAUUACUUAAUAUAAAGCGUUUAUUUUUUACCAGACCUGUGGCUUCCCAGCGGCAAUAUAUUCUCCUAAUAGUAUGCAAAUACUGGCUUUGUUUGCUCAAUUUUGUAAGUGCUUUUGAAUCUAGAUGAUUGUAUGACUCAAGAUCCCUUUUUAUCUUGCUCAAGUUAGGCCUGCAGACUUGUGAUUUAACACAGACACCUCAGUAAAAAUGGCAUUUCCAAGGAAAAGACAGCAUCCCAUCAGUAGGAGGUAGAGAAGUACAUCAGAUGGUCCUCCCUCGGGAGGUGUGUCCCCGCAUCUCCCGGAGCUGUCCGGGGCAUGCUGGGCCUGCGCUCAGGCCCCUGUCUGCUGCCUUCAUCAGUGCCACCCUUCUGUUCACUCUGCUCUCUGCUCGGGGCCUUGCUCAAUCCUUGGGGACAGAGAGGAGUUGUGUCUUCGCAUGGUGAGGGACGUUGGAAGUUUCCAUGCCAGUGGUUCUUUUAGGUUUUUCACUUCUGUGCUUCACUUCAGGGAAAUGCAGGAGGGAGCAGCGACACCGUGGCCUGAUCACUUCUCAUUCCAGCCGAGAGCGGAUGGCGGCUUGAGUGCUGCUCAGGACAGGCCUGGCAUGAGUGUGCCGUGGCUUCCUAGUCUGCCGUCUUGGAAGAAAGGCUGGCAUUAUUGCAGGCAGGGCUCGCUUUCCACUAGAGGGGUUGACUGGUUCUAACGUUAACUGCUUCCCGGGCAAAUUGUUCCGUGACGCUCUGUUGUUGAAAAUGUAAGGUGCCUGCCAGCACAGCCUUGAUCUCCUUUGUCUCUCUCCCCUCUCCUGCAGCUGGUCUUGUCUUCUCCUAGACUGAACAUUGUAGGGACUUACCCUGGGGAGAGUAUCUCUGCAUUCUCUCUGGCAGUGGUGAAUCCCGGUCUGACUUCCUACAGUGUCUGUCACUGUUGGGUAGAGGCAAGUCCUUUCCUUCUGUAAAAACUGUCGUGUCCGCCAGACAGGUAUGAGGAAAAAUGCAUCCAGAAAACCAUCCAUAUUGUAGGUGACAUGUACAUAUAUAAAUACAUAGAAAUACCUAAGCUUUUACAAUAGCAGUCACUUGCUUGGGUUAGAACUGGGAGUGGAGGUACAGGACCCACGUGCAGUGGACCACCUCCCUGGUACUCCAUGUCACCUUGCAAACCUUCCAUCAUUAGGGGUUGUUCUCUCCCCAAGUCCUGGUGUAUGGCUGCACCUGUAUGUGUAUAUGGGGCCCCCACCUUUUCCACUUCCUCUCCAGGGACUUUGGGAGCCCCAGAUGUUCCAAGAUCUUGGUGCAAUAAAAUUCUAUGUCCUUGUGA